Molecule: messenger RNA, 622 nt
Organism: Malus domestica (apple)
Lineage: Eukaryota; Viridiplantae; Streptophyta; Magnoliopsida; Rosales; Rosaceae
Product: protein HIGH ARSENIC CONTENT 1, mitochondrial
Molecular function (GO): catalytic activity
Source: RefSeq, a predicted model, not a curated record
ACUCUUUGUUUUGAACUAAAUAAAUAUAGACAUGACAGGUUCUUCUGGACUUCCAAAGUUGUGCCAACGAAUCUCCUGGGUUUCCAAGAAGUUGAAGUCAAACCUGCUAGCACUCCAAUGGCUGCCAUGAAAGGGCCUGAAGACGUUGCAAGUGUCGACGUCUAUACAGCAAAAGGUCUCCUCAGUAUAGGUCACCGUUAUCUGGAUGUCAGGACGAUUGAGGAGUUCAACAAGAGCCACGUUGAAAAUGCCAUGAACAUUCCUUUCAUGCUCAUCACAGAAGAAGGUAGAGUGAAAAACCCUGAAUUUCUCACCCAAAUUUCCUCAACGCUCAAGAAAGAGGAUCACUUGGUCGUGGGUUGCAACAGUGGAGGAAGAGCACUUAAAGCUUGUGUUGAUCUUCUUAAUGAAGGUUUCCAGCAUGUGACCAACAUGGAAGGAGGCUACUCCUCUUGGGUGGACAGUGGACUUGCCGGUGACAAACCCUCCGACGAGUUGAAAGUCGCUUGCAAGUUCCGCCCUUGAAAAUUACGCAAAUUAAUUUGUUCAGCUUUUCUAUUUGUAAAAGCAUCUUCAAUGAAAGCCUUAAAUUAAAGGUGUCAAAUUUGUUUUUGGAGGCUUA